UCUUUGACCUUUGACAUCGGACCUCAGGCUCGUCCCGCUCCUGCAGCCUGAUUGGCUCCUGCAGCCUGAUUGGCUCCUGCAGCCUGAUUGGCUGCUGCCGGUGUGAGUCACGCAGUGUUGGGACGCGGCCGCCUCCAGAUGUGGGACCGGACCGCGGUGGAACGUGAGCCCGCCCCGGUCCUCUGUAUUCUGGGAUGUUUCACACUGGGCAGGACAGAGACACGUUAGCAGGCGGGAGCCCGGCUCCUCUGGGAGGAGAAGGAGAAGAAGAAAGAGGACGAGGAAGAGGAGAAGGAGAAGAAGGAGAGGAAGGAGAGGAAGAAGAGGAAGAAGAAGAAGAAGAAGAAGAAGAAGAAGAAGAAGAAGAAGGACGUUGGUGCAGACGGAGGGAAGAGGAAGAGGAGGAAGAGGAGGAAGAGCCGUGAUCUGGUUCGCUCUCCUGCACCGACCGAGGAUCAGCUGAUGGACUGUGAUGAUAUGGCUGAAGAUGUCUGUAGAUUCUGAAAAGUCCUGUGUGUUGCUGUCAACGCGAGACUCCAGGACUUCGACGUCCUGCGUCUUCCAAACCGCAGACGAGACAGAUGACGUCCCUGGAGUGGGGGAGGAGAGCAGCGUUCUCGAGAUGCUGAGCUGCUCCAAGUUCUCCGACCUGGAGACAUGGCUGUGUAUGCCGUCCUCGCUGCUGCUGCCCAGGGCUCUGGACUCCGCCCUCACCUCCUCUUCCUCCUCUUCCUCGCAUGCUGCCAGCCCCUCCUCCGAUUCCCCUCCGACGUCCUCCUCCUCCUCCUCCCGUCGCUCCACCUGCAGCGAACCAGGAGAGGCAGACGCUCCGCCCAGGUCGUCAGGGAAGGAAUCCACCUUCUUCUCUCCUGAAAUGAUGGAAGCGCCAUAUCUGGCCACGCCCCUCCUUUCCUCCACCCCUGCAGCCGCAGUGCUGAGCUCAGGGACGUCAGCGAGAGACUCGGCCUCCCAGAGCGGGGUCAGCAUCAGGAAGCGGCGGCGGCUCGCUGCUAGUCCUGGAGGACUCCACUGGAACUCCGCAGGUUCUGUGCAACGUGAGUUCUGGUCACCUGAUCUGUCUCCGGGGUCGGAGGGGAGCGUGGCAGCAGGCGCCGGCAAGAGAAGCCUCCCCGUGGUCGAGGUGGGAGGAGCCUCACCGGCGUGUGUCGGCGACCGGGCGGCCUUGAGGAAAACGGUCUCGGUUGACGACCGUCUGCUGCAGCCGGCGGGCGGAGAGCCGCGGCGCGUGAGGCUGCUGAGUCGACUGGAGAGAGGCAGGAAGAAGCUGCGGAACGCACACAACGUUGGAAACACGGGGAGACUCGACUACAGGAAGAAGUCCAACAGUAAGAUCUCUCUCUUGGCUCAGAGGUGGAACCAGAGGUCGGCUGGAGAUGCUCUGAUCAAAGACCUGAAGCCCCAGUGUUACACGGGAACCUCCCUCAGUCUGGACAGCAGACGCCUCCCGGUUGUGAUGACGCAGCAGAUGCAGAACCUGCAGUUGUCCCAGACCAGGAAGUGUCCCGGUGGGCCGGCCUCCCCCAGCGCCGCCAAGCGCCUCUACAGGAACCUGUCGGAGAAGCUGCGGGGAAGCACCUCCUCCUUCGAAGACGCCUACUUCUUCGGGAAGACGGAUCGUCUCCGCAAGGCGUCGACGAUGCAGGGCAGCGACUGUCUCUUCGAGGCAGUGGAGCAGCAGGACCUGGACACGGUGCAGGUUCUGCUCUACCAGUUCUCGGCCGAGGAGCUGGACCUGAACACCCCCAACAGCCAGGGCCUGACGCCGCUCGACAUCGCCGUCAUGACCAACAACACGCCCGUCGCCAAGCUGCUGCUGAAGGCCGGCGGCAGGGAGAGUCCACACUUUGUGAGCGUGGACAGUCGGGACGCCUACCUCAGCUCUCUGGUGGUGGAGGCGGAGCGGCGGGCUGCCGACCUGGCGGCGCAGGCUCAGCGGGACGGUCUGUCGCUGGAGGCCUUUCACAAGGACAAGCAGCUGAGGGCCUGGGAGUGGAGGAGCAAACUGUACAAGCGCAUGAGGACGGGCUUCGAGCACGCAUGUGCCCCGGAGGCCCCGUCCAUGGUUCGUCUGAGCGUGAGCAGUUGCACCACGCUGACCGUCACGUUUCAGGAGCCGCAGUGUCUCAACUCCGCGGUGGUGACGAAAUACAGAGUGGAGUGGAGUUGUCUGAAGGAUUUCUCGCUGCUCGCUGGAGAGAUGGUGUUGGAUAAUCUGCAGAACCUGAAGUUCACCAUCAGCAGCCUGAGCACGGGUCGACUCUACUACGUCAGAGUGUCGGCCUAUAACAUGAAGGGCUGGGGUCCGCACGCCUCCUCCCUCCCUCCAUCUGCAGCUCCGUCCAAUUGGAGGGAGAGUGACGGCCGAGAGCCCCGGAGGCGAGGACACAUCGAGGCCAUGGAGCGUCUGCUGCAGCAGGUCCGGGCCACGCACACACACUACUGCUGCGGAGACUCGUCCAAGUUGCAAAACACGAGCAGGAAGCAGUCGGUCUCCAGGAGCCUCAAGCAUCUCUUCAACUCCUCCAACAAGUUUGUGAAAACACUGAAAAGGGGGAUCUACCUGGCGGUCGUCUUCUACCAGAAGGACCGUUUGCUGGUGACGGCUGAGGACCAGAUCCCCAUCGUGGAGGUGGACGACUCGUACAGCAGCUCCCUCACGCAGGACUUCCUGUGGUUCACCAAGCUGUCCUGUCUGUGGGAGGACGUCCGGUGGCUGAGGCAGAGCAUGUCGGUGUCCAUGUCGUCCUCCUCCACCCUGCAGGCCCGACACAAGAUGCUCACCGCCGCCGGACAGAUGCAGAACCUCCUGGGGACCCACAACCUGGGCCGCGUCCACUACGAGCCCAUCAAGGAUCGCCACGGCAACGUGCUGCUUGUGGCGAUCCGAGACGUGGAGAGUCAGCACUCGCUGCUCAGCGGGAAGUGGCUGCAGGUGACGAAGCUGCAGAGCCAGAGGAAGUCGCUGUCGACGCCCGAGGAGCCGUACGCGCUCGACAUCCUCAUCAUCACCAUCCAGGACAUGUUGGCGUUCCAGCGGCGCAGCUCUCACCGUCUGGCUCCAGGUCUCUAUCUGGGCUUCCUGAAGCUCAGCAGCUCUGUGGACCAGAUCAGAGUCGUGGUGUCGCAGCGGAGCCCUAACAUGCUCUGUCACACCCGCGUACGAGAGAACGCCAACGUGUCCAGGGACGAGUGGGACUGGAUCCAGAAGCUGUCGGACGUCACCAGGGAGGAGGGCGAGGGGGGCGGACCCAGGGCAGAGAGCCACGCCCCCUUACUGUUCUACGAGCUGCAGACGGCGAUCAAGGCCCUGCUGAAGCACAUCAACCUACCUCUGCACCAGGCCCGUCACUUCCGUCUCUACAGUCACGAGGUGGUGGAGCUCGGUCACGGCGUCUCCUUCCUGCUGCUGCUGCCAGCGGCCGAUGAAGUUUGCUCCGCCCCCGGUCAGUCCAACCCCUUCACCCCGCUGUCAGGGUUCCUGCACCUCCCCCUGCAGAUGUUCGAACUGGUUCACUUCUGCACCUACAGAGAGAAGUUCAUCAGUCUGUGCUGCCGCCUGUCCUCCGUCCUGGACCUGGACGCCCUCAUUACCCAGCAGGCACUGCGGGAGGCCAUCAGCGACGGCGAGGUGGCCACAGCCAAACAGACACAUCAGCUCAUACUGGACUACAUCCAGCAACUGGACGAGAUGCGUCGCGACCUCCGCUGGAUCACCGACGCGCUGCAGUACGCUCGCUACAAGCAGCCUCACGGCGGCGUGCCGAUCACCUGCCUGGUGGACGCCAACGCCCCCGAGAGCAACUCCGACCAGCAGAAGACGGACUCCACCUCCUCGACCAUGGACUACCUGCCCACGCCUUCGCCCUCGCCUGAACUGCGCCGGAGGAAAGCUGUCAGCGACUCUCUUCCCGGCUCCGACGAAGACGGGUCCUCCGAGGUUUUUCUGCCGACGGAUAGCGACUACGACUCCAGCGACGCCCUUAGCCCCCGCGAGCUGGACCUGCUCUACUCUCCGGCCCAGGACCUGUCCCAGCAGGCCGUGCACUCGCUGGGCGGCAGCGCCCCUGACGUGCUCCAGAUCCACGAGCUCAGGACCCUCCCCACCUCUCCGACCCUCCCUCUGUCCCUCCCACUCUCCCCGGCUCUGUCCAACACCACCAAGACUCUGGAGGGCCUCUCCGUGUCCAAGGGUCACCAGGAGGACGUCACCCCCUCGAGGGCCCUCGCCAACCCCCCCGCCAAGCGCAAACUGCUCUCCAGGAGUCACAGGGGCCAGUACUUCAGCGGGCCCCAGCGCUGGCUGAGGGGCCACAGGGGGGAGAGCCACACCGGAUCUUUGUCUGAGGGCGUCUACACCAAGCAGCUCGAUCUGGACCCGCCCCUGCCCGGGGACCCGCCCGCCCCACAGGGCGCCACCUACGUCAGUCACGCCUCAUGUGUCCUGGAGAGCCGGAAGGGCCGGCAGCGGGAGCCCCGGCCCCACGUCCGAAGGAUCUUUGUGGAGCCCCUGGGUCACGAGACGGGCUGGGAGGAGGGGGAGGAGCCUGGCGGGGAGAUGACAGAGAGGGGGGCGGCCGCCUGCGUGUCGGUGGUCGUGGCCCGGAAAGAGUCUGGAGGGGAUGGGGAGGAGCCAGAAGGAGCCGCCGCCCAGGAUGUGGACUCAGACGACCAGACCAACGCCCAGGUGUCAGAGAUACUGAGCAGCACGCUGUAGAGGGAUCGGACCGGCACCUCCGGUCAGGGCUUCACUCGUCUUUGUCCCCUCAGUCCUCAAAAUCUGUUCCCUCGUAAAACCCAAACUUGCUGGAAUGUUCUGGACGAUAUUAUGAACGUUCCUCCUGAAAAGCUCAAUGGAACUGGAGACGAGGUCAAGUGGAACUUGAAACGGCCGAGGACCAACAGGAGCUUUUCUCAGGAACUCACCGAGGAGCAGAACCAAUAUCACAGGGACACUGGUUCUAACCUCCAACCAGUUCCUGAUCCUUCAGGAAGUUUUACUCCAGGUUUGAGUUCCGAGUUCCUCUGGAGGUUCUUGGUCUCCUGCAGCGUCGCCAACAUCAACGCUGAGACGCCGCAAUCCUGUCGAACAGAAGAGGGUCGACUCACGACCUGGAGCGUGACUCCCUAAGAUUGUAAAACCAAAACUAAAGUUGCUGGUUCAACUCCCCCAAGCCUCAGAACCCCAGACGUCGACUGUUACAAAGAAAUAAUCGAUGCAACGAAGAAAAACCCCCGAGCUUCUGCUUCUCUGGACGGGAACUCUGCACUCGGCUCCGCACGUCCAGCUUUUGGUUUGAAGUCUCUCAAACUCUUGAAUUGAAUCGUUUCCUGCUCCCGCCUGUUCGAUUCUCCUCUACUUGAAGUGAAUGUACAGUUUCCUCUCUGUGGUGAUUCUUUUCAGCUGCUCGUCGAGUCUCAACGUGGUCGAUUAACUUGUGGUCAGUGUGAAGUUUGAAGUAUUUUGUUCCCCGAGGUCUGAAACACGAGAAACCUUAAAAACAUUACAAAAGUAUUUUUGUAUCUGCGGAUUGAAAACCUGUGACCUUUCACCUGGAAUGUUGAUGAGCUGUAUAUCGUUGGCAUGACGUAGUUCGUAGCUGUGGUUUUUGUUUUGUUUUGGAAUGAAGCUUCGUCGUGAUGAUGUCAGGGGUCGUAGGUCAGGGGGAGGGGUCAGGAAACUGUUCAAAACAGUCUGCACUUUGCCCCUCGGACUGACCUCAGUCGUGUUUGUGCCGUUGUUCGGUUCCCGUCCUGUGUUUCCUGCUCUUUUCUACCGAUACACCAAAAAGUGCAGCAGAUGUGUUGAUGUUGUGUCGGUGAGUCCGGCCGCUGCACAGGCUCCUCCCACGUCUGCACGCUAUUUAACAAAAGUAUGUUUUUAAUGUUUCAGAUGAUUAUUAUGGAAUACAAGCUAAUUGAAUAUGUGACGCAAAGGGGCAUUAACUCACUAACUGUGGCAGCUUCUCUCACCAGCGACGGUCAAGGUCCGGUUCAUGGUUCUGUUGUUGUGUGAAUGAAACAGAUCCAUCACUCAUGUAAAGACCUUCAGCUUCGCUCAUUAAAAUAUUCAAAUAUUA
Molecule: messenger RNA, 6098 nt
Organism: Scophthalmus maximus (turbot)
Lineage: Eukaryota; Metazoa; Chordata; Actinopteri; Pleuronectiformes; Scophthalmidae
Gene: ankfn1a
Product: ankyrin repeat and fibronectin type III domain containing 1
Exons: 25
Coding region: 473-4735 (1420 amino acids)
Biological process (GO): regulation of establishment of bipolar cell polarity; establishment of mitotic spindle orientation
Cellular component (GO): spindle
Molecular function (GO): protein binding
Source: RefSeq, a predicted model, not a curated record